This is a messenger RNA of Lathyrus sativus (Indian pea), 2088 nucleotides long. The record is from the annotation of a GenBank genome assembly. Lineage: Eukaryota; Viridiplantae; Streptophyta; Magnoliopsida; Fabales; Fabaceae.
AUGACUCAUUUACCUUCGAAAAAUCUUUGGAUUCGGAAGCAACAAUGUCCUUGUGGAGAUUGGAAGUGUUACAUCACAUAUGAAGGUGUUGCCAAGGAGGAUUCUGCAGCACCAGAAUCAGUGAAACCUGAUAAAACAUCGUCUUGUAGAGCUAUCAUUACCCCUUACGUUGGAAUGGUGUUUAAGACUGAUGAUGAAGCUUUUGAAUAUUACGGUAAUUUCGCUAGGAAGAAUGGUUUCUCUAUUAGGAAAGAAAGAUCUAGAAUUAGUCCUCAGUUAGGGGUUUAUAAGCGCGACUUUGUUUGUUAUCGAUCCGGGUUUGCACCGGUGAAGAAGAAGGCGAACGGUGAACAUCAUAGAGAUAGGAAAUCGGUGAGGUGUGGAUGUGAUGCGAAAAUGUAUCUGUCUAAGGAGGUUAUGGAUGGUGUGUCCCAAUGGUUUGUUGUGCAGUUUAGUAAUGUACAUAAUCACGAACUUUUGGAAGAUGAUCAAGUUCGUCUUUUACCAGCGUAUAGGAAGAUUCAUGAGGCGGAUCAAGAGCGGAUACUGUUGCUUUCGAAAGCCGGGUUUCCGAUACAUCGGAUAGUGAAAAUGCUUGAGCUGGAAAAAGGGAUUCAAGGUGGGCAUUUGCCUUUCUUGGAAAGGGAUGUGAGGAAUUUUGUCCAAAACCGCAAGAAGGUUGUUCAAGAGAACGAGGCGUUGCUAAGUGAGAAAAGAGAAAAUGAUGUUUUGGAGCUUCUUGAGGUGUUUAAAGCUGUGAAAGAAGCUGAUGUUGAGUUUGUUUAUGAUUUUACGGUUGACAAGAAUGAGAAAGUUGAAAAUAUAGCUUGGUCGUAUGGUGAUUCUGUUAAUGCAAAUGCUUUGUUUGGGGAUGCGAUUUAUUUUGACAUUUCGUAUCGAUCCGUUGCUUACGGAUUACUUUUUGGAGCGUGGUUUGGUAUUGAUAAUUGCGGUAGAACAAUUUUGUUUGGUUGUGUUUUUCUCCAAGACGAAACACCCCAAUCCUUCUCAUGGGCGUUACAGACUUUUCUUCGGUUCAUGAGAGGAAGAUGUCCACAAACAAUUAUAUCUGAUCUUGACCCUAGUCUUACAGAUGCAAUUAGAAGCGAAUUUCAAGGAAUUAAAUAUGUCAUUCCACUUUGGAAUAUUUUGAACAAGGUACAUAGUUGGUUUUCUCUUCCUCUUGGAUCUCGUAUUGUAGAAUUUGAAUCAGAGUUCAAUGCCUUAUUUCAAAUUGAGAAUACAGAAGAAUUUGAACUUCAAUGGAGCCAAAUGAUUUCUAUGUUUGGACUUGGUUCAGAUAAACAUAUUGAUUUACUGUAUUCGGUUCGAGCUUCCUGGGCACAAUCAUAUGUAAGAGGUUAUUUUUUGGCUCAAAUGGUGACAACAGCUUAUUCCAAGUCUAUAGACGCGUUUUUUGAAAGGAUUUUCGCCGAACAUACAUGUUUGCGUAGCUUUUUUGAACAGGUUGGUAUUUCUGCAAAUUUUUGUCAUCAAUCACAUGGCGAGACUCAAUAUACAAAUCUUAGAACCUACAUACCAAUCGAAGAGCAUGCGCGGAGCAUCCUCACACCUUAUGCUUUCAAUUUUUUGCAACAAGAGUUAUCGUUGGCAAUGCAAUACUCCACAUCUGAAAUGGCCAAUGGAUCAUAUGCUGUACAACACUUCAAAAGGUUGGAUGGAGAUCGGUUUGUCAUAUGGUUAGCGGAAGAAGAGCAGAUACACUGCUCUUGCAAAGAGUUUGAAUCGUCAGGAAUAUUAUGCAGACAUGCCCUUCAUGUACUUAUAAUAAAAAGUUACUUUCAACUUCCUGACAAAUACUAUUUAAGUAGAUGGCGUCGGGAAUGUUCUUUACUUGUCGAGGAUGAGCAUAACACCAACCAAAGUAUUAUUGGUAGGGAAUGGUUUCAAGAAUAUCAAUCUUUAGUUGAAACUUUGUUGUCGGAAUCAUCUGUUACAAAGGAGCGAUCUGACUAUGUUCGCAAAGAACUGACAAAACAACUCAAUAGGAUUCUAAACGAGGUUAGAAAUCUGCCCGAGACUGACGAUGUUUGCAACAUGAACGUGUCGGUUUCGCCAAAUAGCUAA